Diplodia corticola is the source of this 1662-nucleotide messenger RNA. Its product is annotated as 60s ribosome biogenesis protein rrp14. The coding region runs from base 1 to 1662 and encodes 553 amino acids. Gene Ontology annotation, cellular component: nucleolus. Gene Ontology annotation, biological process: ribosomal small subunit biogenesis; ribosomal large subunit biogenesis. Gene Ontology annotation, molecular function: DNA binding; RNA binding. The transcript has 2 exons. The record is from RefSeq and is a predicted model, not a curated record. NCBI's taxonomy places the organism in Eukaryota, Fungi, Ascomycota, Dothideomycetes, Botryosphaeriales, Botryosphaeriaceae.
AUGGCCGACGAUCUGGAAGUGAGCCUCCUCGCCGCCCUGCUGCCUGCCUGCACACCCGCUGACCCUUCCGCCUCGCAGGAGCGUCUCCAGAGCCACGCCCAGGCCUUCGAGGGCCUGAUGUCCCUCAUCCCCGCAAAGCAGUACUACGCUCAAGACACGAGUGACCAAUGGCAACGCAAGAAGCAAUCCAAAGCCCAGAAGAAGGCUGCCAAGCGCGCAAAGCUUGACCCGACCAACAUCCAGUCCGCCAAAGACGUCAUGGACGAGAACGAACGCAAGCGCAAGCGGGAGCUUGAUGGCGAUGGCGAUGGCGACAGCGACGAUCUCUCCGACCUGAAUGCCCCAGGCAAGGAGAAGCCGCGCGAGGGCUUGAAGCCAAAGGAUGUGAAGAAGCAGAAGCUAGACGGCGCAAUCGGGAAGGAUGCCGAGGAGGAAGACGAGGAGACGCGGCAGCAGAGAGAGGAAAAGCAAAAGAAGAUCGACGAGAGAAGGCAGAAAAAGAAGGAGAAGCAACAGGAGAAGGCCCAGACCAAGAAGCAGCGCCAGGAUGCCCCCUCUCUCGAGGCCCCGAACCCUGACGCCGACCGAAUGCAUGUUGAGCAGAAGCCGAAGGUCGACGCCCCUGCUCCGGCUGCCGAAGAGGCCUCUGACGCCGAAUCGGACCAUGGCAUAUCUGGAGAUGAAGAGAUCGACAAGGUUGAUGUCAGCGGUAUGAUGGAAGAUGCCAAGGACGACAACUCGUGGACUUCUGCCUCCCCUUCCCCUGGCCCCGAGUCCCCGGCUUCAUCCGCCAUCCCCUCUGCCUCCUCAUCGUCCUCGAUUAUUCCACCUACUUCAUCUGAGAGCUCGAAGAAGCUCAAAAACAAGGCUGGCAAGAUUCAGUUGCCGCAAGUUGAUCAAGAGGUGCUCAAGGCACGUCUACAGGCGAGGAUAGAGGCUCUUCGCGCAGCACGCAAAGCGGAUGGUAUAGACGGCAAGCCCGCGCGCAAUCGCCAGGAACUCAUGGAGGCACGGAGACGCAAGGAAGAGGAGAGACGUACACGGAAGAAAGAGAUGCGCAAACAGGCCAAAGAGGACGAGCAGCGGAAAGCAGCUGAGGUAGAGUUGGCUCGUCUCCGCGGCUCCGGCUCGCCUGGCACACCUGAUAUCUUUUCGCCCAUGGAACAGGAAAACAACUUUUCCUUUGGUCGCAUCACCUUUGAUGAUGGCCAGCAAAUGGACUCGUCCGCAUCGAAUCUGAUCGACGCCAAGAAGAAGAAAGGCAGGUCGGACGCCAAGACGGCUCUCGAGGCUGCGGAGAAGAAGCAGCAGCGUCUCGCCGGCCUUGACGAGGCGAAGCGCAAGGAAAUCGAAUCCAAGGAUCUUUGGCUGAACGCCAAGAAACGUGCCCACGGGGAGAAGGUCAAGGAUGAUACCAACCUACUCAAGAAGACGCUGAAGCGGAAGGACAAACAGAAAAAGAAGAGUGAACAGGAAUGGACCGAACGCAUCGAGGGAGUCGAGAAAGGCAAGGAAAUGCGUCAAAAGAAGCGUGAAGAUAACCUGCGGAAACGCCGUGAGGAGAAGGGCACGAAGCCCGGCAAAAAGGCCAACAAGCUCAAGGCGGGCAAGAAGAGCGCCAGGCCUGGCUUCGAGGGCAGUUUCAGGAGCAAGACUAAAUAA